UUUCAUGGGUGUUUCAUCAGAAAAUCCGUACUCCGUUCACCCCACCGUGGGUUUUGGCUGGUGCGCCAUUUAAAAGAAAACCAACGGCAUGGUUUACGGUUUCUUGCAUUUUCAUUCAAUCAUCGCUAGCGAAAGCAAGGAAGAAGAAAGUUAUCGGAAUCUAGCCAAGGGCAAACAACGGAAGUGAUUCAUAAUUUCCGCGGAUACGAAUUUACGUCGAGUGUGUGACGCGGAAAGGAAAUAAAAGAGUUUAUUUUUACGCACAAAGGGCGUAAAGAAUCCCGUUUCGUCACACGAUGUUUUCGUGAACGGGAAUAUACUUCAUUCAUCGCACCAUCGUUAGUUUUAUACAUCAUCACAUCGUGCAGUUUUCCUGUAGGAGGCUGUCGAUUGUGCCAGCGUGGCACACUUUGUUCAUUUGACGGAACCGGAAAGUUCUAGAACAACAUGGAUACACCCAUCUACAUCGCCCUUCCGGCGGAGUACUUCUCGAUGGCGGGACAACCGGCCAUAGUCGGGCUGAAGCAGAAGGAAGCCGAGGUCGGUAAGGCCAAGUCGGUAAUAUCGACCGCAUCAACGGCAAAGAAGGUUGCAAUUCUACCAGAGAAGAAGCGGAUAGUGGCUGCUUCGUUGGAAAAAAGGUCAGUGCCUCUGUCGGAAAAUAAACCUCUGGCACCGGCCGAACCUCAUUCGGACGACGAUGACUGUUCAUCGAUGGACGAGUUGGUGAGCCGCGGCAAGAAGCGCCGCCUCGACCAUCUCACGUGGGAGGAGAAGCUACAGCGCAAAAAGUUGAAAAACCGUGUCGCCGCACAAACAUCGCGCGACCGAAAGAAGGCCAAGAUGGAGGAGAUGGAAAAGACGAUCCAGGAGCAGGCGGAACAGAUCACCGUACUGCAGGACCGUUGCAGCGCACUGGACAAGGAGAAGGGCGACAUUUACGGCAAGUACCUCGACCUCGAGCGACGCUUCGAGGAACUGCAGCGACGGCUGGAGGCCACCGAGGAGCGGGCAAACAAAGGCGAGUCAGCGCACGGAGCCGCCGAUAACGGUGGUAGUGUGGGUUGCGUUACUGCCGGGCGUCUAACGGGAUCAGCAGCAUCCCCACGAUGCCCUCUGCAGCGGACUGAACAAAGACGGUCCGGCGGAAGCGCAAACGACACUCCCCCCGUCGUCAACGGGCGACGAGCGGCUGACGGCCCUCUGGAAGAUCAUUGCCAUCUGCCUACUCUACAGGACAUGCUCGAAGAUUUCGACGUGUCCAAGCUCGAAGAGCUUGCCGAAAGCCUACUCGCAGGUGUCGGCGCAGACCUGGAAGGCAUUGAUCGCCCAGGCAUCCCGGCUCAUGCCGAAGGCGGCCGCACCGGCGAGCGCCUGCCUGGAUCAGUGGUGGGGCCCGCAGCAGCAAUCGUGGAACCCGGUCGACCGGCGACCGCACUACAGCCCGCUGAUUCGGGAAGCCGCCUGAUUCUCACCACGCACAACUAUUCCAAGUCGCCAUUCUACGAGCUGUCGGAGGAGGAGGAGCAGCAGGAGGAGGAAGAGAAACCGAAGGCGCAACUAGCGCUCGUCCCAGAAGAUGAAAGCAAAAUGGUGCUCGAGAGCAACGGCAGCGAUACACUCUACGGCACGUACGACAACGAAACGAACUGCAUCACGAUCGUUCUGGCAAACGAGGACGUCGAAGUACGAGAAGCGGAGCAGGUCAAGUGUGAACCUGCGUCACCCGAGUUGAAGGAAGAAGAAAUCAGCAUCGAGAUCGAGAUGGAGGAAGAGAUGGGCAGUGAACCGCUCAGCGAAGCCCCAUUGUCCCCGCUAGAACCCAUCUUCAUCCGACCACCGUCGCCCCUGCAGGACCUUCUGUCGCCGAUCGCACCGAUGCAUCACCACAGCCCGCUCAAGAGCCCCGGUGGCUUCUCGAGCGUGUCGUCCGAUUGCGGUUACGAAUCGCUCGCUUCACCCGUUUCCAGCACCUUCGGGUCGGCGUCAUUGUUCGCCCCGGUGCUGGAUGGUGGCAAAGCACCGUCGACGACGACGGAAUGUCCUGCAGAUGAGGUGGCGGACUUUAGCGACAGCACGGCCAUGUCGCUGGAUUACGCCCUGAACGAUUUCGACGAGUUCUGGAAUCUAGAUCUCUUUCCCAUCUUGGAGUGAACAUGACGCCUCGUGGUUUACUCACCGAGGAAGCGUUCUGUACAAAAUAGUUGUUUAGCAGUUAUCGUUAUGUUGUUGUACGUAGGUUUUAUAAGCUGAUUAACGUAAUUUAACACACCCAAACAAACAAUGAAUGUGUAAAAUCUGUACCACUUUAAAACUAAGUCGUAGAGUGUAACGCUAUUCUUAAGUUGAGAGUUGUUCUCUUUAGUGACCAUCGUCUUAAGGUUUUCUUACUUUUUUUACUGCUUUAAAAUCAUCUAACAGUUUCACCGAUUCCCCUCACAAGUGAUCAUUUUCAUGCUAAUUUUCAAAUCCGUAAUAAGUGCACUUAAAAGGUACUCUUACAUAGGGCAUUUGUUACUGAUUUGAGAAGUUAUGAAAUAAGGGAAAUAGGCGUAGAAUUUUCACGACUUUAUCCUUGGAAAAAAGAAAUAAAAAAAUUCUCACAAUGCAAA
This is a messenger RNA of Anopheles coustani, 2612 nucleotides long. RefSeq lists its product as uncharacterized. NCBI's taxonomy places the organism in Eukaryota, Metazoa, Arthropoda, Insecta, Diptera, Culicidae. The record is from RefSeq and is a predicted model, not a curated record. Gene Ontology annotation, cellular component: nucleus. Gene Ontology annotation, molecular function: RNA polymerase II transcription regulatory region sequence-specific DNA binding; DNA-binding transcription factor activity, RNA polymerase II-specific.